Molecule: messenger RNA, 1488 nt
Organism: Penicillium soppii
Lineage: Eukaryota; Fungi; Ascomycota; Eurotiomycetes; Eurotiales; Aspergillaceae
Product: DUF895 domain membrane protein
Exons: 4
Coding region: 1-1488 (495 amino acids)
Biological process (GO): transmembrane transport
Molecular function (GO): transmembrane transporter activity
Source: RefSeq, a predicted model, not a curated record
AUGGAUGAUCGAAAGUCUCCAAUCCACUCCUCAACUGAACCCAUUCCUCGGCCCGCAGGAUGGAUGUACAAAUCGGGCUCCAUCGGCAAGUUCUCCACGAGCUGGUAUGCCUCGCCGCGUAUCCAACUGGGCAUGGUCGCCUUCGUCUGUUUCCUCUGUCCCGGCAUGUUCAACGCCCUGAGCGGCUUGGGCGGCGGUGGAAAGGCCGAUGCCAGCUUGGCAGAUAAAAUGAACAUCGCUCUUUACAGUACCUUCGCAGUCGUGGGUUUCUUCGCCGGAACCAUCGUUAACCGUCUCGGCAUCCGUUUCGCUCUCUCCUUCGGUGGAAUUGGUUACUGUAUUUACUCCAUUAGUCUGCUAGUCUCGGUGCAUAAGUAUGUCCCAGGUUUCAACAUCUUCGCCGGUGCCUUCCUCGGUGUGUGCGCCGGUCUGCUCUGGGCCGCCCAAGGCACCAUCAUGAUGUCCUACCCGACAGAACAACAGAAGGGCCGCUAUUUCGCUUGGUUCUGGGCUAUUUUCAACGUCGGCGCUUGUAUCGGCAGCUUGAUCCCCCUCGGCGGAAACAUCAACGUCACAGAGAACAAGACCGUCGGCGAUGGCACAUACAUUGCCUUCAUUGUGCUCAUGUUUACAGGCGCCUGUCUGGCCCUCUUCCUCUGCGACGCAGACAAGAUCGUCCGCCCCGACGGCUCUCGCGUCAUCCUCAUGAAGCACCCGAGCUGGAAAACCGAGAUCGUCGGCCUCUGGGAAACUAUCCGCUCAGAGCCCUGGAUCGCCUUUCUCUUCCCCAUGUUCUGGUCUUCCAACUGGUUCUACACCUACCAGCAGAACGCCAUCAACGGCGCGUACUUCAAUACUCGCACCAAGUCUCUCAACGGCUUCUUGUACUGGUUUGCCCAGAUCGUCGCUGCUGUCAUCAUCGGCCCCCUGCUCGAUAGCGGACGCGUUAGACGCUCCGUUCGUGCUAAGGUUGCCCUUGUCACGCUUUUCGUCCUUACGGUUAUUAUCUGGGGUUCUGGAUAUGCUUGGCAGAAGAAGUAUACCCGCGACGACGUGGACACGAAAAUCCACCCUGACUUCAAGGGCUGGGAUUGGUCGACUUCCGGUUACGUGGGCCCUAUGUUCCUCUACUUCUUCUAUGGAAUGUACGAUGCUAUCUGGCAGGGUGUUGUCUACUGGAUCAUGGGUGCUCUCGGCAACUCCGGCCGCAAGCUUGCCAAUCUCGCCGGCUUCUACAAGGGUCUCCAGUCCGCCGGCGCAGCCGUGAUGUGGUCAUUGGACCUCCACAAGCUGCCCUUCAUGAACGAAUACGCGUCGAACUUCGGGCUGCUGUGUGGAUCGAUUCUAUUCGCUGUGCCGGUCGUCUUCUUCAAGAUUAAGGACUCUGUUCCUGUUGAGGAGGAGCUCAAGGGUACAGACGAGACGCUCGAGGAUGUUCUGCCCCCUGGUGCUAUUGAGUCGAGGCACAUGGGUGAAGAGAAGAUCUAG